Geodia barretti is the source of this 534-nucleotide messenger RNA. NCBI's taxonomy places the organism in Eukaryota, Metazoa, Porifera, Demospongiae, Tetractinellida, Geodiidae. The record is from the annotation of a GenBank genome assembly.
CGCUGUACGACAUGGCUACCACUUUUCCACCCCUUCUCGGUCUCUAUAGCUAGCUCGAAGGGCGUGCCACGUGUAGUAAUUGAUAGGCGUGGUCUUGUUCUUCAAUUCUCGACCUUUGGACCCUACCCUGAAUCUGUAGAAAUGGCCGCUGCUUGGAGACAGUCACUCUCAAAGAACUUGCGUGAGCUACGCAUCCACCUCUGCCAGACUGGGAAGAGCAGUCAGGGAGUGAGGGACUUCAUAGAGAAGCAUUACGUGGAGUUGAAGCAGCAGAACCCAAAGUUUCCCAUCCUGAUCAGAGAGUGCAGUGGAAUAGAGCCAAGAAUUUAUGGCAGAUAUGGGUAUGGCAAAGAGUCCAGUGUUUCUUUAGCAGACCUGAGCAGGGAGCAAGUGCUUCAGAAAUUGGAACAGCUAGCCACAACAACUCAGUAGACCACUCUCACUGAAAACCUGUCUGUUUUGGUAGCCCAUUGUAUCACUAUGGAACUGUUGCUACAGCGAGAUCUAGGGUGGGAUAGCUUUUGUACACAUCCA